UGCGGCGGCGGCGGCGGAUCCCGGAGAGCAGCGGAGUGAGAGGAGUAGCGAGUCGGCCACCCGGAGUUUUCUCGUUUUAGGGGUAAAAAUAUUUCCAUCAUGGCUCAUUCAAAGACAAGGACCAAUGAUGGAAAAAUUACCUAUCCUCCUGGUGUCAAGGAAAUCUCAGAUAAGAUAUCUAAAGAGGAAAUGGUGAGACGGUUAAAGAUGGUUGUGAAAACUUUCAUGGAUAUGGACCAGGACUCUGAAGAAGAAAAGGAGCUCUAUUUAAACCUAGCUUUACAUCUUGCUUCAGAUUUUUUCCUCAAGCAUCCUGAUAAAGAUGUUCGAUUACUGGUAGCCUGCUGCCUUGCUGAUAUUUUUAGGAUUUAUGCUCCUGAAGCUCCUUACACAUCCCCUGAUAAAUUAAAGGAUAUAUUUAUGUUUAUAACAAGGCAGUUGAAGGGGCUAGAGGAUACAAAGAGCCCACAAUUCAAUAGGUAUUUUUAUUUACUUGAGAACAUUGCUUGGGUCAAGUCAUAUAACAUAUGCUUUGAGUUGGAAGACAGCAAUGAAAUUUUUACCCAAUUAUACAGAACAUUAUUUUCAGUUAUAAACAACGGCCACAAUCAGAAAGUUCAUAUGCAUAUGGUGGAUCUCAUGAGUUCUAUUAUUUGUGAAGGUGAUACAGUAUCUCAGGAGCUUUUGGAUACAGUUUUGGUAAAUCUGGUACCUGCCCAUAAGAAUUUAAACAAGCAAGCAUAUGAUUUGGCAAAGGCUUUACUGAAGAGGACAGCUCAAGCUAUUGAACCAUAUAUUACCAAUUUUUUUAAUCAGGUUCUGAUGCUUGGGAAAACAUCUAUCAGCGAUUUGUCAGAGCAUGUCUUUGACUUAAUUUUGGAGCUCUAUAAUAUUGAUAGUCAUUUGCUGCUCUCAGUUUUACCCCAGCUUGAAUUUAAAUUGAAGAGCAAUGAUAAUGAGGAACGCCUUCAAGUUGUUAAACUACUGGCAAAAAUGUUUGGGGCAAAGGAUUCAGAAUUGGCUUCUCAAAACAAACCACUUUGGCAGUGUUACUUGGGCAGGUUUAAUGAUAUCCAUGUACCAAUUCGCCUGGAAUGUGUGAAAUUUGCUAGCCAUUGUCUCAUGAACCAUCCUGAUUUAGCAAAGGACUUAACAGAGUAUCUUAAAGUGAGGUCACAUGACCCUGAGGAAGCUAUUAGACAUGAUGUUAUUGUGUCUAUAGUUACAGCUGCUAAAAAGGAUAUUCUUCUGGUCAAUGAUCACUUACUUAAUUUUGUGAGAGAGAGAACAUUAGACAAACGGUGGAGAGUGCGCAAAGAAGCCAUGAUGGGACUUGCCCAGAUCUAUAAGAAAUAUGCUUUACAAUCAGCAGCUGGGAAAGAUGCUGCAAAACAGAUUUCAUGGAUCAAAGACAAAUUGCUACAUAUAUAUUAUCAAAAUAGUAUUGAUGAUAGAUUGCUUGUUGAACGGAUCUUUGCUCAAUACAUGGUCCCCCACAAUUUGGAAACUACAGAACGGAUGAAAUGCUUAUAUUAUUUGUAUGCCACACUGGAUUUAAAUGCUGUGAAAGCACUGAAUGAAAUGUGGAAAUGUCAGAAUCUGCUCCGACAUCAAGUAAAGGAUUUGCUUGACUUAAUUAAGCAACCCAAAACAGAUGCCAGUGUCAAGGCCAUAUUUUCAAAAGUGAUGGUUAUUACAAGAAAUUUGCCAGAUCCUGGUAAGGCUCAGGAUUUCAUGAAGAAAUUCACACAGGUGUUAGAAGAUGAUGAGAAAAUAAGAAAACAGUUAGAAGUACUUGUUAGUCCAACAUGCUCCUGCAAACAGGCUGAAGGUUGUGUGCGUGAAAUAACUAAGAAGUUGGGCAACCCCAAACAGCCUACAAAUCCUUUUCUGGAAAUGAUCAAGUUUCUCUUGGAGAGGAUAGCACCUGUGCACAUAGAUACUGAAUCUAUCAGUGCUCUUAUAAAGCAAGUGAACAAAUCAAUAGAUGGAACAGCAGAUGAUGAAGAUGAGGGUGUUCCGACUGAUCAGGCCAUCAGGGCAGGUCUUGAACUGCUUAAGGUACUCUCAUUUACACAUCCCAUCUCGUUUCAUUCUGCUGAAACAUUUGAAUCUCUCCUGGCUUGUCUGAAAAUGGAUGAUGAAAAAGUAGCAGAAGCUGCACUCCAAAUUUUCAAAAACACAGGAAGUAAAAUUGAAGAGGAUUUCCCACACAUCAGAUCAGCUUUGCUUCCUGUUUUACAUCACAAAUCUAAAAAAGGACCCCCCCGGCAAGCCAAAUAUGCUAUUCAUUGUAUCCAUGCGAUAUUUUCUAGUAAAGAGACACAGUUUGCACAGAUAUUUGAGCCUUUGCAUAAGAGCCUGGAUCCAAGCAACCUGGAACAUCUCAUAACACCGCUGGUUACUAUUGGUCAUAUUGCUCUCCUUGCACCGGAUCAGUUUGCUGCUCCUUUGAAGUCUUUGGUAGCUACUUUCAUUGUGAAGGAUCUUCUCAUGAAUGAUCGGCUUCCAGGAAAAAAGACAACUAAGCUUUGGGUUCCAGAUGAAGAAGUUUCACCUGAGACAAUGGUCAAAAUUCAGGCUAUUAAAAUGAUGGUUCGAUGGCUACUUGGAAUGAAAAAUAAUCACAGUAAAUCAGGAACUUCUACUUUAAGGUUGCUCACAACAAUACUGCAUAGUGAUGGAGACUUGACAGAACAGGGGAAAAUUAGUAAACCAGAUAUGUCACGUCUGAGACUUGCUGCUGGGAGUGCUAUUGUGAAGCUGGCACAGGAACCCUGUUAUCAUGAAAUUAUCACAUUAGAACAAUAUCAGCUAUGCGCUUUAGCUAUCAAUGAUGAAUGCUAUCAAGUAAGACAAGUGUUUGCUCAGAAACUGCACAAAGGUCUUUCCCGAUUACGGCUUCCACUUGAGUAUAUGGCAAUUUGUGCACUUUGUGCAAAAGAUCCUGUAAAAGAAAGAAGAGCUCAUGCCAGGCAGUGUCUGGUAAAAAAUAUCAAUGUGAGACGCGAGUAUCUGAAACAGCAUGCAGCUGUUAGUGAAAAAUUAUUGUCUCUUCUACCCGAGUAUGUUGUUCCAUAUACAAUUCACCUUUUGGCACAUGACCCAGAUUAUGUCAAAGUACAGGAUAUUGAACAACUUAAAGAUGUUAAAGAGUGUCUUUGGUUUGUUCUGGAAAUAUUAAUGGCUAAAAAUGAAAAUAACAGUCAUGCAUUUAUCAGAAAGAUGGUAGAAAAUAUUAAACAAACAAAAGAUGCUCAAGGACCAGAUGAUGCAAAAAUGAAUGAAAAACUGUAUACUGUGUGUGAUGUUGCCAUGAAUAUCAUCAUGUCAAAAAGCACCACAUAUAGUUUGGAAUCUCCUAAAGACCCAGUACUACCAGCUCGUUUUUUCACCCAGCCUGACAAGAACUUCAGUAACACCAAAAAUUAUCUGCCUCCAGAAAUGAAAUCGUUUUUCACUCCUGGAAAACCUAAAACGACCAAUGUUCUAGGAGCUGUUAAUAAGCCGCUUUCAUCAGCAGGCAAACAAUCUCAGACAAAAUCAUCACGAAUGGAAACUGUAAGCAAUGCAAGCAGCAGCUCAAAUCCAAGCUCUCCUGGAAGAAUAAAAGGAAGGCUUGAUAGUUCUGAAAUGGAUCACAGUGAAAAUGAAGAUUACACAAUGUCUUCACCUUUGCCGGGGAAAAAAAGUGACAAGAGAGACGACUCUGAUCUUGUAAGGUCUGAAUUGGACAAACCUAGAAGCCGGAAAAAAACACCUGUAACAGAUUCAGAGGAGAAAUUAGGGAUGGAUGACCUGACUAAGUUGGUACAGGAACAGAAACCUAAAGGCAGUCAGCGUGGACGGAAGAGAGGCCAUACGGCUUCAGAAUCAGACGAACAGCAGUGGCCUGAGGAAAAGAGGCUCAAAGAAGAUAUAUUAGAAAAUGAGGAUGAACAGAAUAGUCCACCAAAAAAAGGUAAAAGAGGCCGACCACCAAAACCUCUUGGUGGAGGUACACCCAAAGAAGAGCCAACAAUGAAAACUUCUAAAAAAGGAAGCAAAAAAAAACCUGGACCUUCAACAGCAGAAGAAGAGGAAGAAGAAGAAAGACAAAGUGGAAACACAGAACAGAAGUCAAAAAGUAAACAGCACCGAACUUCAAGGAGAGCACAACUAAGCAGAGCAGAAUCUCCUGAAACUAGUGCAGUUGAAUCCACACAAUCCACACCACAGAAAGGACGAGGAAGACCAUCAAAAACGCCAUCACCAUCACAACCCCCCAAAAAUGUCCGUGUAGGACGCUCCAAACAAGCCGCUACUAAAGAAAAUGAUUCAAGUGAAGAAGUAGAUGUGUUUCAGGGUAGCUCUCCUGUCAAUGAUGAUAAUCCACAGGAAGAAACAGAGGAAGAAGAAGUUUCUGCAGUAAAUGUACGGCGGCGAAGUUCUAAAAGAGAAAGGCGAUGAACAAAUGUCAUUAAUAACUUUCUAUGUGAAAGCUUUGAAAAAAAUAAUUUUUUGUCAAGCUUCAGGCCGAGUAAAGCCUUUGAUGCACAAAAUGGGACUGCUGAAGAGUGGACAGUUGGACCUUACUCUGAUGACCUCAUGUAUUUGUGGUCACAUGCUUUAGCCAUGCACACAGUGAUAACAUUGAGUAUGGAGUCUUGUGAAAAAGUCUAAUGUGCGAUGGCUAUGUAGACAUAAACUAAAGAAGCAACUUGUAAAUAUAUUUUUUCUUCUUCUUCUUUUUUUUUUUUUUUUAAUGUUUCUGACUUCUAAAGUGCUUGUAUAGCUUUUAUCUGCGGCUUUAAACUGACAGUACCCAGCUGUGUAUCGGAUCUAUUGAUUUGAAAAGAGUUUGUUAGGAUAGAUCUUAAGCAGUAAUCUGUCAGUGUUCGUAUUUGUAUUCUCUGCAGUUUUACUGUGAAAAUUUUUUUUCAACAAAUGGUGUCAUUUUCUUGAUGGCACGAUUUGUUGGAGAGCUAAAAUGAUCUCUUUCCCCUGUGUAUCUUACCUAGUGUUUACUCCUGGGCACCCUUAAUCUUCAGAGGUGCUAAGUUGUCUGCCAUUACACCUGAACAAUGCCUCUGAUGGGAGGAUGCCACGCAAACUGUGGAAUAGUCCUGAAGUUGUUUGAUUAUUUUACACCUCAGUAUUGGUCCCAGAAUUUUCUGGCCUUUCAUGGCAAGGAAAAUUUUAAAAAGAGAGAUUUAAAAUAUUAUAAUUUUAAAGAGUGUGUUAUAAAAUAAUGUACUGAAUUCUUUAUCCCAUUUUAUCAUCCCUUUUCAGUUUUUAUUAAUCUACUGUAUCAAUAAAAUUCUGCAGUUUGAAUUAGUUUUUAAUAGUCUAGAAUGUUAUUGUGUAUAGAUGUUUCCUCUUGAACAUUAUGUUCAGAAAAUGCAAAUUAUUACACUAUAAUAUAAAAUCUGAU
Eubalaena glacialis (North Atlantic right whale) is the source of this 5413-nucleotide messenger RNA. It is a transcript of the gene PDS5B, whose product is annotated as PDS5 cohesin associated factor B. Bases 100 to 4449 code for a protein of 1449 amino acids. Gene Ontology annotation, biological process: mitotic sister chromatid cohesion; DNA repair. NCBI's taxonomy places the organism in Eukaryota, Metazoa, Chordata, Mammalia, Artiodactyla, Balaenidae. The record is from RefSeq and is a predicted model, not a curated record. The transcript is spliced from 35 exons. Gene Ontology annotation, cellular component: chromatin; nucleus.